Messenger RNA from Exophiala aquamarina CBS 119918, 588 nucleotides. RefSeq lists its product as uncharacterized. The record is from RefSeq and is a predicted model, not a curated record. The transcript has a single exon. NCBI's taxonomy places the organism in Eukaryota, Fungi, Ascomycota, Eurotiomycetes, Chaetothyriales, Herpotrichiellaceae. Bases 79 to 588 code for a protein of 169 amino acids.
ACAAAGAAGGAGCCGGGUAAACGCCAGCGGCGCGAGUCCUCUAAUGAGCUGUGCGUUGAAGAGCUAUCGCCAGAUGAUAUGGGCUAUGAGGGAGAUGGAGAAGUGCUCCGACCAGAUCACUACGAAGAAAUCGACUCGGACUUCGAAGAUGAUAGAAAUGUACGCCAACAAUGGCCUGACACAGAUGAGGAGCUCGCACGGAAGCUAGGACUGCUCGUUUGUGAUCCAGAACACGGUGAUUCCCCAUGGGACGAUGACGCCGAACAUGGCAAGAAGCGAAGAUCAAAGGAAAUGGAAAGUGAGAUGCCAUCACAGGGUGUGCACAGCGACUUGGAGAUAUCGGAGCUCGUGGAAGGGCAGCCAGACCAUCGUCCAGCAAGGAAGAGAAGAAAGCGGCCCAGUCAGCAGAGCAUGGCGCAUCGACUGGGCCGCAAGCAUGUCAACGGGACAUGGUCUGAUAGUUCAGAGAGAACAGAUGACACGGAGAUGCCAUUGUUGCUGGAGUCUUCCUGCUCCGGCACCCCCGAAGUCACUCCAGCGCCAGAAGGCUUUGGACGCGAUGAUGAUGACGCGAUGGAUGUUGGAUGA